This is a messenger RNA of Fonsecaea multimorphosa CBS 102226, 1647 nucleotides long. RefSeq lists its product as uncharacterized. Gene Ontology annotation, molecular function: carbohydrate:proton symporter activity. The transcript has 4 exons. Gene Ontology annotation, biological process: transmembrane transport; carbohydrate transport. The record is from RefSeq and is a predicted model, not a curated record. Lineage: Eukaryota; Fungi; Ascomycota; Eurotiomycetes; Chaetothyriales; Herpotrichiellaceae. The coding region runs from base 1 to 1647 and encodes 548 amino acids. Gene Ontology annotation, cellular component: membrane.
AUGGCCACCGCCUCCCAGACACAGGACAAGGAUGGCACCACGUUCAUUGAACACUCUGCCAGCCUCGAACCGGGCAUCACGGUGGAGAAGACACUUACAGAUGCAGAAGUCACCGGCAAGCUUGACAGCAUCACCACCUCCAUGGCCCACCAGGGCACCCACACGGAACACGAGCUCACCUAUCUUGAAGCGUUGAAGAUCUACCGUAAAGGUGCCUUCUGGUCGAUAUUUUUCUCUCUGUCCAUCAUCAUGCGCGCCUACGACAUUGAGAUCACCGGAAACUUCUUCGCCCUCCCAUCGUUCCAAAAUCAUUUUGGCCGCGAAGUUCCUGGUCAUGGCUACCAGAUCCCUGCCGACUGGCAGGUCGCUAUGUCUAUGGGUUCCCUCGUUGGUCAGAUAAUCGGUGCAUACAUUGUUGCAAUCCCAAUGGAGAAGAUUGGGCGCCGGAAAACAUUGGCUAUAUAUCUCCUGUUGACCUCCGCGUUGGUGUUCAUGCAGGUCUUUGCUCCAAACAUUCAGGUCUUGACAACAAGCAUGUACUUGUCGGGCAUUAUCUGGGGCGGAUACUGUGUCCUUGCCCCAACCUAUGCUUCGGAGUGUCUUCCAAUGAAACUCCGAGGGUUCUUGACCGGAUAUAUCAACCUGUGCUAUGUCAUGGGCCAGUUUAUCCAGACGGGGAUCACGAGGGGGUUCAUCAACAGAGUGGACAAGUGGGCAUACAAAAUACCCUAUUGCAUACAAUGGGCAUGGCCGAUAAUCAUCCUCCCGGGAUUGCUCUGGGCCCCCGAAAGCCCCUGGUGGCUUGUGCGUCAGCAUAAGAUGGAGGAAGCAGAGCGCUCCCUUAAGAGACUGUCGGAAGAGCACGAGAAGGUGGAAGCGACAAACACUCUGGCUAUGAUGGUGAAAACCGAUCUGUAUGAGCGCGAGGUCGAAGUCGGCACCACUUACAUGGACUGCUGGAAGGGCCCAAAUCGCAGGAGGAUGGAGAUUUGCAUCAUGCUCUUCGUCAUCCAGAACUUCUCAGGCAACCCGGUGGGCUUUGCGACUUAUCUUUUUGAGCAAGUUGGCUUGAGUGCCAAACACUCGUUUGAUAUGGGCCUUGGACUCAACGGCCUUGGAUUCCUCGGGACUCUUGCAUCUGCCAUCCCUCUCAUCUACUUUGGAAGGCGCAUCUGUUACAUGGCAGGUCUAGGCUACGUCAUCGUCAUUCUGUUCGUCGUGGCCUUUAUGUGUCUUGCGUCGGACUAUGCAAGCAACCCAGCGUACUCUUGGGCGCAAGCAGCGCUCUUGUGCACCCUACAGUUUGUGUGGCAGAUGACGCUCGGUCCGCUUACCUACGUUGUGGUGUGCGAAACUCCGUCCACGAAACUCAGGUCGAAGACGAUAGCUUUGGCCACGAUGAUCGAUGCAGCAACUGGCCUCGUCACUACAGUGAUUGGUCCUUACCUCCUCAAUCCUGGCGCGGCCAACGCUGGGGCCAAGAUCGAGUUUUUGUACGGCGGUAUCUCCAUCAUCUCGCUCACAUGGUGCUUCUUCCGUCUUCCAGAGACUAAGAAUCGGACUUUCGAAGAGUUGGAUAUCUUAUUCGAGAGACGGGUGCCGGCACGAGAAUUCAAGGGUUAUGUUAUUGAACAGGCUGAUGAGUAG